CCUACUGCUUCCUAUUUUAGAGUAAGGGAUCUAACAGCCCACCCAUGGCUGUUCUAAGGAUAAGAAAUGUGCACAAACGGAAAUACGCACUCAUUUGCUUGUGCAUUGUUUGUCUCAUCAUCUAUAAGUGUCUAGGCUUAUUUUCCAGCACGCCACUAAUGGGCUGGAAGAGGAGCAGAAAGGUGGGCCUGAGCGCCAACUUGUCGCAGUUCACCCUGGAGGGGGAACCCUUCCGUAUCCUCGGGGGAUCUGUUCACUAUUUCCGUGUCCCCAGGGCGUACUGGAGAGAUCGGCUGAUGAAGAUGAAGGCCUGUGGCAUCAACACCCUCACUACAUGUGUUCCAUGGAGUCUGCACCAGCCAGAGAAGGGCGCGUUCAACUUCCACACACAGCUUGAUUUAGAAGCGUACAUAUCUCUGGCAGGCGAGCUGGGGUUGUGGGUAAUUUUAUGUCCUGGGCCCUACAUUUCUGCUGACAUAGACCUGGGAGGACUGCCAAGCUGGCUCCUCAGAGAUGGCAGUAUGAGAGUCAGGACAACUCACCCUGGCUUCACUCAGGCUGUCAACACUUACUUUGACAAACUUAUACCAAAAAUGGUUCCACUACAGUUCAAGAAAGGAGGUCCCAUCAUUGCAGUCCAGGUUGAAAACGAAUAUGAAUCCUUUGCAAAGGACCAAGGCUACAUGUUAUUGAUUAAAGAGGCUUUACAGUCCAGAGGAAUCAAUGAGCUCUUGUUCACAUCACAUGACACCAACACAUUGAAGUCGGGGAGUGUUGAUGGAGUUAUCCAGUCAGUAAAGCUACAGAAGCUAAAUCAGAGAAACAUCCAGGAGCUGAACGCCGUCCAGCCCAACAGCCUGUCCAUGGUGAUGGAAUAUUGGACUGGUUGGUAUGAUGCAUGGGGGGACCUUCACCAUGUUCUGCCUCCAGAAGAUAUGGUUUCCACUGUGAGGAAAAUUCUGAGAAGAGGCAUGUCUGUCAACCUGUACAUGUUCCACGGUGGAUCCAAUUUUGGGUUCAUGACCGGAGCAGUCUCUGAUCCUUCCUACAGAGCUUUGGUCUCCAGCUAUGAUUAUGAUGCUCCAUUAUCUGAAGCUGGUGAAUACACUGCAAAGUACCAUCUUCUAAGGGAUUUAUUUUCUCGAUACAACACAAGAGGAGACAGCCUCCCAGACAUGCCAACCUUGCGUUACAGGGAGGCCUAUGAACCUGCCAUUAUGUACCAGCACCUGUCAUUAUGGGAUGCUUUAAGCUUUGCUGAGGGACCUUUCAAGUCAUCCAAGCCAAUAAACAUGGAGAAUCUACCUGCAAACAAUGCCAACGGCCAGUCAUAUGGCUACACAUUAUAUGAAACCACCAUCAAUAGUGGGGGGUUAUUACAGUCAGGUGACAAUGUUCGAGAUCGUGCCCUGGUGUUUGUAGACAGAAGAUACAUUGGCCUUUUCAAGCAUCAGAACCUCGAGCUGGCUGUUCCUGAUGGUAAGGAAAAGCGUACUUUGAGCGUCCUGGUGGAAAAUUGUGGACGAGUUCACCAUGGAAGGGACCUUGACAAACAACACAAAGGUCUAGUAGGAGACAUUUUAUUAAACCAAAUUCCCUUGCGAGAUUUUACAAUAUACAGUCUAGAUAUGAAACCCAGCUUUAUUGACAGUCUUUUUCAGGCGCCUUGGAAAAGUCUCCCAGAAAAUCCAAGUUUUCCUGGAUUUUUCCUGGGGAGGCUGUUUGCAUACAGCUAUCCAAGUGACACAUUUGUCAAGCUGCCAGGCUGGGAUAAAGGUGUUGUGUUCAUAAAUGGUCUGAAUCUCGGUCGCUACUGGUCAAUUGGUCCACAGCAGGCCCUCUACCUUCCUGGACCCUUUCUCAACAGUGGAAUAAACCAGGUCAUUGUAUUUGAGGAGCAAGAGGGAGACUACAAGGUCCACUUUGAGGACUCACCUGAUCUGGGCAUGGCAGCAGAAAUCCAGUGACCAUCUUCAAUAUGUAAAAAGGAUGUCGUGCAAAAAAAAACCUUUUACUGUUAUCAUAUUCAAAUAAAGGGUGAACAAUGCUGUUAACAAUCUGUCAUUAAAUACUUGGCCACAACAACUGUACACAGUGCCUUGCAAAAAUAUACAGACCAUUUAAACUUUUCGACGUUUAUUAGGAUGUACCCUGCCUCUCUGACUGCUGGAGAUAGGCACCAGUGAGCUGCAGGACCCUGGAGGGAUAAGAGGGUACAGACAAUGGAUCGCUGGACGUUUGAUAUGUUGCAACCCAAAAGCUUCAUGUAUUUUAUCCAUGUAGUGCAUAGUGAUGAAGGAGAAGGAAAAUGAUACAUGUUUUUUUUAUUUUUUUACUAAUGCUACAUUUGAAAAGUGGGAUGUCCAUUUAUA
Messenger RNA from Girardinichthys multiradiatus, 2372 nucleotides. RefSeq names its product beta-galactosidase-1-like protein 2. Gene Ontology annotation, cellular component: vacuole. The transcript has 19 exons. NCBI's taxonomy places the organism in Eukaryota, Metazoa, Chordata, Actinopteri, Cyprinodontiformes, Goodeidae. Gene Ontology annotation, molecular function: beta-galactosidase activity. The record is from RefSeq and is a predicted model, not a curated record. The coding region runs from base 45 to 1967 and encodes 640 amino acids. Gene Ontology annotation, biological process: carbohydrate metabolic process.